AUGUGGCGCAAACGAGACGUCAGUUGUGCAGCUGUGUGCGCACUUCUAGUUGCGCUCCUCUUGACGCAAACAGAGGCUUCGAGUUUGAGAAAAACUGAAAGAAAAGAAGCGACAGAGACUACAAGCAUCCGAAAAGGAAUCAUCGUGUUUGGAGAAGGCCCUAAUAAUAUUUCCUUGGAUGGUGACACCGCCUCUUACCAAGCCGACUCUCCAGGAAUUCUAAACCAUUGGCAUCAGAUGCACGCGUCACUGGGGUGUGGACAAGCAGGUUUUAUGAAAUUCAAAGCUUUUGGACCGCUGGUAAAGCACUUUUCACUGGGCCAGCAGCCUCAAUCCUGUCAGUACAAUGCUCAUAGAACUCCGUUUGGCUACGCCGUGACUAUUCCCUUUAAAGGGUGUUGUCUUGUUUAUGAGCCACCUACUACCCCGUCCACCAAGGCUCAAGGACAUCUGCCUCACAAACAUAUAGAAGUUUCCUUGCUGCAGCAACAUUUAACAAAGGUUUGA
Molecule: messenger RNA, 507 nt
Organism: Knipowitschia caucasica
Lineage: Eukaryota; Metazoa; Chordata; Actinopteri; Gobiiformes; Gobiidae
Source: the annotation of a GenBank genome assembly